This is a messenger RNA of Colossoma macropomum (tambaqui), 7867 nucleotides long. It is a transcript of the gene myo15aa, whose product is annotated as myosin XVAa. Gene Ontology annotation, molecular function: ATP binding; cytoskeletal motor activity; protein binding. The transcript is spliced from 64 exons. Gene Ontology annotation, cellular component: myosin complex; cytoskeleton. The record is from RefSeq and is a predicted model, not a curated record. Lineage: Eukaryota; Metazoa; Chordata; Actinopteri; Characiformes; Serrasalmidae. The coding region runs from base 215 to 7123 and encodes 2302 amino acids.
UUUAUUUGUCACUCAUUGAGACUACCUUGACGAGAAGGCUUUAACGUCUGAGAAAUUGGCAGCGCUGUGUUUGAUGGAAACAUAAAACUUCGAUAAGGAUGAAGAAUUGGUGGAUUUUGUCAUUCCUGUGUAUCCUGGGCAAGAGGCUGAUGGUACUGAGCCUGAGUGGUUACCAGACAGGGAGGGUGAACCUCAAGGGCACUGGUAUGAUAAGAUGUACUCAAUCCGAAGUCUGCCAACAAUGUUGUACCGAGAGCGAGCUGAGGAGGAUGGGAUUGAGGAUAUGACACAACUGGAGGAGCUUCAUGAAGCAGCUGUUUUACUCAACCUGAGGAAAAGGUUUGAACGAGAACUGAUUUAUACAUAUAUUGGAAGUAUUUUGGUAGCUCUGAAUCCCUACAAGAUGUACAAUAUUUAUGGAACAGACAUGGUGCUGCAACACAAAGGGCAUGCCCUUGGUGAAAAUCCUCCGCAUUUAUUUGCUAUAGCAAAUGCUGCUUACACAAAAAUGAUGGAUGCCAAACAGAACCAGUGCAUUAUUAUCAGUGGGGAGAGUGGUGCUGGCAAAACUGAGGCCACAAAGCUGGUCCUGCGCUAUUUAGCUGCUAUACAUCACAAACGCAACAUAACACAGCAGAUUCUUGAAGCAGCUCCACUCUUAGAAUCUUUUGGAAAUGCCAAAACCGUCAGGAAUGAUAACUCAAGUCGCUUUGGGAAAUACAUAGAGAUAUUUCUGGAAGAGGGUGUGAUCAGCGGUGCCAUAACUUCACAGUAUCUACUUGAAAAGUCAAGGAUAGUGUUUCAGGCCAAAGAUGAAAGAAACUACCACAUUUUUUAUGAAAUGCUUGCCGGCCUUCCUUCACAGCAAAAACAGUCCUUGUACCUCCAGGAAGCAGAGACCUACUAUUACCUCAAUCAAGGUGGGGACUGUGAGAUCUUUGGUAAGAGUGAUGGGGAAGACUUCCGCAGGCUCCUUAGUGCCAUGGAGGUCUUGCACUUCAAUGUUGACGAUCAGAAUGGCAUUUUCAGGGUCCUGUCCUCCAUCCUCCACCUGGGAAAUGUCUUCUUUGAGAGAUAUGAGACAGACUCUCAGGAGAUGGCAUCAGUGGUGAGUGCUCAGGAAAUCAGAGUGGUGGCGGAGCUCCUGCAGAUUUCUCCUGAGGCUCUGCAGAAAUCAAUCACUUUCAAAGUGACGGAAACAAUGAGAGAGAAGAUCUACACUCCUUUAACAGUUGAGAGUGCAGUUGAUGCCAGAGAUGCAGUUGCCAAGAUCCUGUACUCCCUUCUUUUCAACUGGAUAACUGAUAGAAUCAAUAAGCUGGUGUACCCAAGGAAUGAAGCACUGUCUAUCUCCAUUCUUGACAUCUAUGGCUUUGAGGACCUCACCUUCAACAGCUUUGAACAGCUUUGCAUAAACUAUGCAAAUGAGUACCUACAGUUCUUUUUCAAUAGGAUAGUUUUCAGAGAAGAGCAAGAGGAAUACAGCAGAGAGCAAAUCCCCUGGGAGGAGGUGCCUUUCAGUGACAAUCAGGCCUGCAUUGACCUCAUUGCAGCAAAGCCUCAUGGAAUCCUUCGGAUUCUGGAUGACCAGAGUGGCUUUCCACAGGCUACAGACCACACCUUCCUUCAGAAAUGUCACUAUCAUCACGGCCACAACCUACUAUAUUCAAAGCCAAAAAUGCCUCUCCCUGAAUUUGCCAUUAAACAUUUUGCUGGGAAAGUCACUUAUCAGGUCCAUAAGUUCUUGGACAAAAAUUAUGAUCAAGUUCGUCAGGAGGUCCUUGACCUUUUCAUGCAGAGCAAAAAUAAGAUGGUUGCAUAUCUGUUCAUGAGCUAUUCAGAAGCUCUCAGUCAACAGAGGACCCACGUAAGGAAGAACAGCACGGUUACACGCAGAUACCAGGCCUCAACAGUUGCUGCCAAGUUCCAGCUGUCUCUAAUGGAACUUGUGGAGAAGAUGGAGAGAUGCAACUCAUUUUUUGUGCGCUGCAUAAAGCCAAACAAUAACAAGGAGCCUGGUGUGUUUGACAUGGAGCUGGUCAGCACUCAGCUUCGUUACUCUGGGAUUUUGGAGACCAUUCGUAUCAGGCGAGAGGGUUUUCCAAUCAGAAUACCCUUUGAUGUCUUCCUCUUUAGAUACAAGUCUUUGCUGGGCCUAAAGCAGCCUCCUCCUGCCACUGGGGAAAACUGUGUCAUCAUGCUGAGGAAGCUUUGCCCUGUGAGGCCAGGAGUUUUUCAAGUUGGUGUAUCCAAGCUGUUCAUGAAAGAAGACAUUUAUUACCUGCUAGAAAGUAAGAGAGACAGAGUUAGGCAUGUGGCUGCUCUGACCCUGCAGCGCUACACACGUAUGUUCUUUGUGCGGAAGCGCUAUACGGCCUUCCGCAUGAAAAUCAUCAGGCUGCAGGCCCACUGCCGAGGCUACCUCACCCGGAAACGCUAUGUGAAAAUGCGAAGUAGUCUGGUCAAAUUCCGCUCACUGGUGCACAUGUAUGUCAAUCGAAAGAGAUAUAUUAAGAUGAGACUGGAGGCCAGGAGGAAGGCAGAAGACGAGAGAAUCAGAAUAGAAAUGGAGUUAUCAAGACGGGAGGUAGUUAACGUCACUCACUUGGUCAUUCCAGCAGAACUCGGAGGAUUAUUGCAAGCAGCUGCAGGUGGUAGAGAGCUCCAUUCUGAUUGCUUAGCCCUAGUGCAGGCUCCUACUGUUCAGGUGGAAUCCCAACUCACACUACCCCUUGACAUCAACAACUACUCCAUAUCCAAAUUCAUCCAGGUUCACUUCAGAGAGCCAAAGUUUGGAAUGUUGACUGCACCUCUGAAGACACCACUGACUCAUGUUGAUGAUGAUCUCGCUCAUGAAGCUCUUGAUGUCUUCAUCAUGAUCCUCAGGUUUAUGGGUGACCCACAUUUAAAUGGGGCUCAGGAGAAUUUAUUCGGAAACUACAUCAUCCAGAAGGGUCUUUCCAACCCUGGCUUGAGAGGUGAAAUUUUGUGUCAAAUUGCCAAUCAGGUCUGGAGGAACAGCAACCCAGACAACGCUGACAGAGGCUGGCUGCUGCUGCUCGGCUGCCUGAGCACAUUUGCACCUUCAGCCAAGAUAGAGAAAUACCUUCUAAAGUUUGUCUCAGACUAUGCCUAUGAUGGCUAUAAGGCUCUUUGCCAACAUAAGCUGAUACAAGCCAUGCAGAAGUCCCUCUAUGGACCAGAGACUGCAAGGACAUACCCCCUGUCUUUACUGGAGUGGACAGCCAACAGGAAGAAAGCCAACAUGGUGUUGCAGGUGCAUUGCUUUGACGGGACUUCCUUUCUAUGUCCUAUGCACUCAUGGACCAGUGGAGAGGAUCUGGCUGGGGACAUCCUUCAGCACAGGGGAGUUACUGAGUCCUGGAAGGGCUGUUCGGUCAUUAUGAAGGAGCAUGGGCAGUGGGCGGAGCUUGCGGGGCAUGAUUAUGUAAUGGAUCUGAUUGCAGACCUGGAGCUAAUGCGAGAUUUUCCCAAGCAGAAGUCCUUCUUCAUUAUCUCAGCAGAAAGUCCCACCAGAACCAGACCCAAUGCUGGCCUGGCUCUGUUUGGAAGUGGUUUUGAUUCAGAUGACGAUAGCCCACUCCUCAUCCCUCCAACCCUUGCCAGCACCAGUCUUCCAGAUUCAGAUGGAUACUACAGCCACGAGUCGGAUUUCAGCGAGGCUCCAACACAGAGAGGCAUGGACCGAUAUCUGGACAGCCUGUUUGACCCGGUGUUGUCUGAUGGUAGUGGGGAUCUAGAGAAGCCAGCCAGCAUAUCCAGCCGCAUGAAGGGAGCCGGUGGAGUUGGAGGUGGGAAUGGUGAAGAGGAGAAGGAGCGGGCCAGCAGGCCCUAUCCUCCAGGACUGCAGCCCGGCGGAGUGGAUCACAACAUCCUAGCACAGCAGCAGCAAGCCAUCAUCAAUCAGCAAGCAAUUAUACUGGCUCAACAAAUGACAAUGCAGGCGAUGGCCCUUCAGCAGCAGAUGUAUAAUUCAGUGGGUGGGCCGUAUUCUGGUCCCCCUCAUCACAGCGAGCAUAUACCAAUGUCUCGCUCUGGCCAGUCCAGCCCAACGAAAUUUGAAACUGGACCUAUACCGUACACUCAGGCUCCUGUUGCCCCUGCACACAGGCCCUCUCGGCGUCAUCACAGCCCAACCAGGACAGAAAAUGUAGUCAAGUCCUCCAUCUCAAACUCAGAGCAUCUAGAACCAAGUCACAACAUCAAAGACAUAAUCAAACAGUAUCAGCCUGGUAUGGUCAAGCCAGUAGAGAUCCCAAGAAGAGAAGCUAAAGUGUUCGUUAAGAAGCCAGAUCCACAUGAUGAAGCUAUGUUGAUCCUUAAAGACCAGAUGAAUUCUCCACCUCCUCGGCAAAAGAAGACUUACGGUCCAGCUCCUACUGCUUCAGGUGUGAGGGAGUUUAAAGAUGAGGCUGGAGGACUACAGCCAGUAAAGAGCAUAAAGCCCAAAAGGUCACCUCCAGUGCCUGCUGUCAGUCAGAGAUCCCCACCCCCUGCACCUGUGUCUCGAGAACUUCCAGUUGAAGAGGAAACUAUUCAGACUCAGCUCCACAGGAGGAGCAGCGAGGAGCACUACACUUAUACUAACGUGCCCUGGAAAAUAUACCUGAGAAAAGAGGUUUUCUAUCCUAAGGACAGCUUUAACCAUCCACUAGUAUUAGAUCUCCUCUUCAAGCAGAUUGUCCAUGAUACAUUCUCUGAGGCUUGCAUUCGGAUAACGAAAGAGGAGAGGCAGAAAAUGAAAUCCCUCUUUGAUGAGAACAACAUUGAUGCGGCUGCUAUGACACAAGACGAGAAUGUGAAGAAAAAGGUUGUCACCGCUGCGAGGGACAGCUGGGAGAUCUACUUCUCUCGUCUUUUUCCUGCUUCUGGCAGUGUUGGCACUGGGGUCCAGGUGCUCUCUGUGUCCCACAGGGGGAUUAAACUGCUAAAGAUGGUGAGGAGCAGUGCAGUGGCCCCAGAUUACUUCCGAGUUUUAAGACCAUACAGCUACACAGAUAUCAUGUUUGUCACCAUUCCCUCCAAGAACAUGCUGGAGUUCAACCUCACCAAUGAAAAACUGAUUCUCUUCUCAGCCAAAGCUCCUCAAGUGAAGACCAUGAUUGACUACUUCAUCACCGAGCUGAAGAAGGACUCAGACUAUGUGGUUGCUGUGCGUAAUUACAUUACAGAUGAUAGAACGCUGCUGAGUUUCCACAAAGGAGACAUUAUACGCUUGCAGAAAAUGGAGGGCCUGGAGGAAGGCUGGAAGUUUGGGGCGGUUCAUGGUCGUGCAGGGGUUUUCCCUGUUGAGUUUGUCCAGCCAGUGGCUGCUCCAGACUUCAUCAACCUCCCUGUGGACAAGAAAGAGGAGCCCAAGAAUAAGCAGGGUCGCGUGGCAGCCUCUGCUGCUCUAGCUGUGGCCGUAGGCUCCACUGCUGCUGCCCACGAGCUGGACCGCUCCAUUGAAGUGGCCUCGCCAGUCAGUGAGUAUACAGAGGCCCAUCAAGACUACAGUAACAUGGAGAUUGAUGAAAGGAUUCUGCAUGACAGCCAAUACAACAUGUUGGAGUUUGCCAAAAAAUAUUUCAGAGAUGCUCAGAGAAAGACCAGUGAUUCUUAUAAGCAGAAAUCAAAGAAAGGAAAAGAAGCCAAGGACCCAGCAGAUAUGGUGAAAUUUUCUAAGUCUCCUAUCCAGCAGUCCUUGAUUGAGUUCACAGAUGAAAAUAUGAACAAGGUGGCUGCAGACAUUUUUCUGGCUAUAAUGAAGUUUAUGGGGGACUACCCAAUGAAAGGCCAAACUGAGCAAGACAUCGUCAGCACCAUACUGAGGCUGAGUGGCGAAUAUGGUUUAAUGAGGGAUGAAGCGUUCUGCCAGGUCCUCAAGCAGGUCACUGGAAACACCAGUUCCAAAACGGACAGUUGUCAAAGGGGAUGGAGGCUCCUUUACAUCCUCACUGCAUACUAUCGCUGCUCAGAAGUACUGAAGCCUUAUCUGCUGAAAUACCUCCAAGAUGUCUGUGCAAGCCCAGGAGUCCACUUUCAAGGUAUUGCCAACGCUUGUGAGCAGAAUUUAAGGAAGACAUUCCAGUACGGCGGGCGUAUUGAGUAUCCUAACAGCAUGGAACUAAAGGCUAUGUUGGCUGGUAGGAGCUCCAAACGUCAGCUGUUUCUCCUGCCUGGUGGGAUUGAGCGUCAUCUGAAAAUUAAGACCUGCUCAGUUGCUUUGGAUGCCAUUGAAGAGCUGUGCUAUGAGAUGGGCCUACACAACCAGGAGGCCAUGGAUGAAUAUGCCAUAUUUGUUGUCACAAACAGAGGUCAGAAUGUUCGGCCAUUGAACAAAAGAGAGUACAUCUUGGAUAUUGUCACCGAGGCAGAGCCUAUUGACAGCAACUACAGUCUGUGGUUUAGAAGAGUGAUCUGGAAUCAGCCACUAAAGUUUGACAAUGAGCUUGGAGUCACAGUCCAUUACAAUCAGGUUGCCCCUGACUACUUAAAAGGACUUCUCAAUGUUGUGCCACAGGGGAAGGCCAGUGAGCAGCAGCUUCAGCAGGUGUCAAAAUUGGCUGCCCUGCAACAUCGCGCCAAGGACUCCAUUUAUCUUCCUACCAUCCGUGAGGUCCAGGACUGCAUGCCUCUCCAGCUGUAUGGGCAGCAGCGCCCCCAGCAGUGGCUGAACAUGGUGACCGAGCACAUGCAACAGGUCCAGGCACUUAGCCCCCAUCAGGCCAGAGCCCAGUUCCUGGGACUUGUGAGCGCCUUCCCCAUGUUUGGCUCCUCGUUCUUCUACAUACAGAGCAGCAGCAACAGCUCCAUUGAUUGCCCCUGCAUACUGGCUGUCAAUCAAAAUGGACUGAACUUUCUAAACAAAGAAACACAUGAGCUGAUAGUGAAAUUCCCCCUGAAAGAGGUGCAGUCCACAAGGACCCAGAGGCCUACAGCUGGUUCCAGUUACCCUUAUGUUGAGAUAAUGCUGGGAGAUCUAAUGUCUCAACGCAUCACACAGCUGCACUUAGACCAGAGUCUGGAGCUGUGCCGUGUCGUUGCCAUGCACAUGGAGAACAUGCUGUCAGUGCGGGAGAAAAGACUCACUCUUCCUCCCAGCGAGAUCACUCUGCUUUAGCAUGCCUUCAAAAAUACUCACACAAUUCAGAACCUCGUCAAUAGUGAUAACACACUAAUUACAACAGCCAAAUUCCAAUCUUAGCAUAACAGUGGUUAAACUCACUUUAGGGCCAAAUCUGAUUUUUUGAUUUAAGAUGACAUAAGGCCUCAUUCACCAACUGUUGUUAAGAAAAAAAUUCUUCUUAAAAUCCAGUUACGUAGUUUUUAAUGAAGAUUCCGACAUUUACCAACGUUUUCUUGGGAUUUGUUCCUAGGUAAGAACAGAAUCUACACCCACUCAAGAGCACAAAGGAGCGAACAAUCCCAUGGUUUAAAACACAUCACGAAUAUGAUGUAGACUUUUUUCUUAGGCCCUUUCUCAAGAACAAAUUAAAGAAAAAACUUUGGAAGAUAUUGGUGAGUGAGGCCCAUUGUCACUACCUCACACGCUGAAGAUUUCAUUUCCAUAUGAUCAUACAGGCUGUGAUUUCACUCUGUGAAGUAUAACAGAAGGUAUAAAAAGGCUUUACUAUGAAUAUCUGUGAUUAUUUUCUUUAUUUUCAAGUAUGCCAUGUUUCUGCUGCUGUCUCUUAAAUCAUUUGCACUUGUUAAACUGUGGUGUCCAGAUGUACAUAAUGUAUUUGUGUCUUAUGUUCAAAAACUGUAUGUGUAUAUAAAAUAAUUCUAGUUGUUAAUAUUAAAUUUUUACAAACUAGUAAACUCUGAAAACUCUUUCUGUGUUAUAUCCCAUUCACUGAAAACA